UUAGCAUAGCUGAGAAAGAAAGGCGAGUGAGAUUUGGCGUUUGUGAGUGAGGUCUAGAAAAUGGUUACUGGUGAUCCAACCAGAUAGUUAUGCCAUGAGUGAAAAAGGACGUUGUCUUUAUCGUUGCUUUUGUUUCGACUCUGGGCACACAAAUCAAUAAAAAGAAGAACAAAAUAUCAAACCGAAUCCCAUUACCCAUUACCCAUUACAUUGCACUGUCACUCAGCUCAAUCAUCAUGAACUGUCUUCACAAUCUUCCUCGAUUCUCCGUUUUGCCCUUCGAAUCAGUUCUUACGCGCCACCACAAGAAUCUUCGUCUUUCACUGGGAAUCGUUAAUAAUUCUCAUCAAAAUCGUAGUAUGGCGAUCAGGGCUGCUUCAGGUUCUAUACCGAGUGCAGACACAAGUAGUGCCGAUAAGGAGGAGGAAAAGUCUGAGACAUAUAGUCAUAACAUGACAGAAGCCAUGGGUGCUGUUUUGACUUAUAGGCAUGAAUUAGGAAUGAACUACAACUUCAUCCGUCCAGACUUGAUUGUGGGCUCAUGCCUACAGACUCCUGAAGAUGUUGACAAGUUGCAUAGAAUUGGAGUAAAAACUAUAUUUUGCUUACAACAAGAUCCAGACCUUGAAUAUUUUGGAGUUGACAUUAAUGCCAUACGAGAAUAUGCCAAAACGUUCAAUGACAUACAACACUUGCGUGCUGAGAUAAGGGACUUUGAUGCAUUUGAUCUAAGGAUGCGACUUCCAGCUGUAGUUAGCAAAUUAUACAAGGCAAUAAAUUCCAACGGUGGUGUAACAUAUAUACAUUGCACUGCUGGACUUGGAAGAGCUCCAGCUGUUGCGUUGGCUUAUAUGUUUUGGGUUCUGGGUUAUAAACUCAAUGAGGCUCAUACACUACUCCAGAGCAAAAGGUCAUGCUUUCCGAAACUGGAUGCCAUCAAGAGUGCAACUGCUGAUAUUCUUACAGGCCUCAGUAAGAAGCCUGUCACUUUGGCAUGGGAAGACAGCAAUUGCUCUACGGUGGAAAUUUCAGGACUUGAUAUUGGAUGGGGGCAGAGAAUACCCCUAAAGUUUGAUGACAAAGAAGGUUCGUGGUUUCUCAAGAAGGAAUUGCCUGAAGGACUCUACGAAUACAAGUACAUUGUUGAUGGGGAAUGGACUUGCAAUAAAGAUGAGCUUGUAACCUCUCCCAACAAAGAUGGCCAUGUCAACAAUUUUAUUCAAGUCCUUGACGACAGCAGCAGUGUUCGUGCCUCCCUUCGUGAGAGAUUGACUAGUGAUGAUCCUGAUCUCACAAAGGAUGAACGACUGAGAAUAAAGGAGUUUCUUGAAGCUUGUCCUGAUGAGGAUCAGUGAACCAUCAAUUUACGUGGUUCUUGAUACUUGGUUGAUACUAUGUAUAGUAAUAGAUGCACGCAUACACGUUAUCUAAUAAAAGGUUGAUAAUAAACCUUAGAUAAGAUCUCUGUUGCAGUUAUAUUGCUGGGUUGCUGCAGUUUAUCGAGUUUCAUAGCAAUCAAAAUGUCUUUUAGCAUUAUUUAAAUAGCACCAUGACUUUCAAUGUACUAUAAAAUUGAAUGCGACUUUUAUAAGAUGGGUUUUACAUUUAUAACCA
Messenger RNA from Cajanus cajan (pigeon pea), 1614 nucleotides. It is a transcript of the gene SEX4, whose product is annotated as dual specificity protein phosphatase (DsPTP1) family protein. Gene Ontology annotation, biological process: protein dephosphorylation; starch catabolic process. Lineage: Eukaryota; Viridiplantae; Streptophyta; Magnoliopsida; Fabales; Fabaceae. Gene Ontology annotation, molecular function: starch binding; carbohydrate phosphatase activity. Gene Ontology annotation, cellular component: chloroplast. The record is from RefSeq and is a predicted model, not a curated record.